This is a messenger RNA of Pristis pectinata (smalltooth sawfish), 9485 nucleotides long. It is a transcript of the gene kif1aa, whose product is annotated as kinesin family member 1Aa. The coding region runs from base 310 to 5856 and encodes 1848 amino acids. Gene Ontology annotation, molecular function: plus-end-directed microtubule motor activity; microtubule binding; ATP hydrolysis activity. NCBI's taxonomy places the organism in Eukaryota, Metazoa, Chordata, Chondrichthyes, Rhinopristiformes, Pristidae. The transcript is spliced from 52 exons. The record is from RefSeq and is a predicted model, not a curated record. Gene Ontology annotation, biological process: microtubule-based movement; vesicle-mediated transport; cytoskeleton-dependent intracellular transport. Gene Ontology annotation, cellular component: microtubule; axon; dendrite.
CGCAUUGCAGUCUUGUGUUAAUUCUGCUGAAUUUCCCAUUCUCCCGCUGUCAUCCCCGAUCCCUGAUCGGGGGGCUUGGGAACAUCUCAAGGCUACACGGCGAGAGAGAGACGAGCAAGUUGCCUGUUUUGCAUCGAGGCCAGCGGGCUGUUUGCUGAUUCCCUGCUCUUUGUUGCGGUGAGAAUUCUCCCGCAAGGUCUCCACCCAUCUCGGUGAGAGAGAGAGGGAGAGUCGCAGAGAAGGCAAUAUUCUGACCAAGACAGCACCAUACAAAUCCAGCCUCUCUGUUGAGAGCUCCACAGAAACAAGAUGGCUGGUGCCUCCGUGAAGGUAGCGGUGAGAGUGCGGCCUUUCAACUCCAGAGAGAUCAGCCGAGAAAGCAAAUGUAUUAUUCAGAUGUCAGGAAACACAACGACAAUUGUUAACCCGAAGCAACCCAAAGAGGCCCCCAAGAGUUUCAACUUUGACUACUCCUAUUGGUCCCACACCACGCCUGCCGACAUCAACUAUGCAUCGCAACAGCAGGUGUACCGCGACAUCGGAGAGGAGAUGCUGCAGCACGCCUUCGAGGGCUACAAUGUCUGCAUCUUCGCCUACGGACAGACUGGGGCAGGCAAAUCCUAUACCAUGAUGGGCAAACAGGAGAAGGAGCAACAAGGAAUCAUCCCCCAGCUGUGUGAAGACCUUUUUGCCAGAAUUAAUGACAGUGCAAAUGCCAAUCUUUCCUACUCUGUGGAAGUCAGUUACAUGGAGAUUUACUGUGAGCGUGUGCGAGACCUACUGAACCCAAAAACCAAAGGAAACCUUCGAGUUCGGGAGCACCCAAUUCUAGGCCCUUACGUGGAGGAUCUCUCUAAACUCGCCGUGACCUCCUAUAAUGACAUUUCAGAUCUCAUGGACUCAGGCAACAAAGCCAGGACUGUGGCUGCCACAAACAUGAAUGAGACCAGCAGCCGAUCUCACGCUGUGUUCAACAUUAUCUUCACACAGAAAACACAUGACUCCAGUAUAGACUCCUCCUCUGAGAAGGUGAGUAAAAUCAGUUUGGUUGAUCUUGCUGGAAGUGAAAGGGCAGAUUCCACAGGAGCAAAGGGAACACGAUUAAAGGAAGGAGCAAAUAUUAAUAAAUCCUUGACAACUCUGGGCAAAGUCAUCUCAGCACUGGCAGAAGUGGAUUCUGGAUCAAACAAGAACAAGAAAAAGAAGAAAACAGAUUUCAUCCCAUACAGAGACUCUGUGCUGACAUGGCUGUUACGAGAAAACCUUGGGGGCAACUCUCGGACUGCCAUGGUGGCUGCACUUAGUCCUGCUGACAUCAACUAUGAUGAGACACUCAGCACCCUGAGGUAUGCUGACCGUGCCAAGCAGAUCCGAUGCAAUGCCGUCAUUAAUGAGGAUCCCAACAACAAGCUGAUCCGGGAGCUGAAGGAUGAAGUCUCCAGGCUGAGGGAUCUGCUCUGCACUCAGGGAUUGGGCGACAUUAUUGAUCUGACUCCGGUGCCCGAUGACAAAGGAAAUGGAAGAAAAUAUGUGAAGGAUUUAGAGAAUAAUAACCGUAACUGCAGAGUAGCAGCUGUCAAUCAACGAGCUGACAAUUUCUCCACAGUGUCCGGAAUGGUGGCUGGAGUGAGCCCCUCGCCAUCCCUAUCUGCUCUGUCCAGCCGUGCUGGCUCUGUGUCCAGCCUGCAUGACCGGCUGAUGAUUGCCCCUGGCAGUGAGGAAGCCAUUGAACGGCUCAAGGAGACAGAGAAAAUAAUCGCUGAACUGAAUGAAACAUGGGAGGAGAAACUGCGCCGAACAGAAGCUAUAAGAAUGGAAAGGGAGGCUCUGCUUGCCGAGAUGGGGGUGGCCAUGCGUGAAGAUGGAGGUACCUUGGGUGUUUUCUCUCCUAAGAAGACUCCUCAUCUGGUGAAUUUGAACGAAGAUCCACUGAUGUCCGAGUGCCUUCUGUACUACAUCAAAGAUGGGAUCACAAGAGUUGGACGUGAAGAUGCAGAACGGCGGCAAGAUAUUGUACUGAGUGGACAUUUCAUUAAAGAAGAGCAUUGCAUCUUCCGCAGUGAUGUCAAGUCAUUAGGUGAAGUGAUUGUCAUUCUUGAACCAUGUGAAGGAGCAGACACGUACCUCAACGGAAAGCAAGUGACCGAACCAACUGUACUUAGAUCAGGAAACCGUAUUAUCAUGGGGAAAAGCCAUGUUUUCCGCUUCAAUCACCCCGAACAGGCACGUCAAGAGCGUGACAAGACGCCCUGUGCAGAGACGCCAGUUGAGCCUGUGGACUGGGCUUUUGCCCAGCGAGAAUUACUGGAGAAGCAGGGCAUUGACAUGAAGCAGGAGAUGGAACAAAGGCUUCAAGAACUAGAAACCCAGUACCGGAGGGAAAAGGAGGAAGCUGAUUUACUGUUGGAACAGCAGCGACUGGACUAUGAAAGCAGACUGGAAGCUUUACAAAGACAGAUGGAUUCCUGCUUUUACCCAGACAAUGUACAGGAAGAUGAAGAACCAGAGGAGGAAGUGCAAUGGACAGAGCGGGAGUUUGAGUUGGCUCUGUGGGCGUUCCGUAAGUGGAAGUGCUACCAGUUUACCUCGUUGCGGGACCUUCUUUGGGGCAAUGCCAUCUUCCUGAAGGAGGCCAAUGCCAUCAGUGUCGAGUUGAAGAAAAAGGUGCAGUUCCAAUUUGUGCUCCUCACGGACACAUUGUACUCCCCUCUGCCUCCUGACCUCAUGCCUCCGGAUGCAGUUAAGGACAGAGAGAAACGUCCAUUCCCACGCACCAUUGUGGCAGUGGAAGUCCAAGACCAGAAGAAUGGAGCAACACACUACUGGACCCUGGAGAAGCUCAGGCAGAGACUGGACCUGAUGCGUGAGAUGUAUGACCGUGCCGCCGAAGUGCCUUCCAGUGUGGUUGAUGAUUGUGACAAUGUUAUGACGGGCGGAGAUCCAUUUUAUGAUCGCUUCCCAUGGUUCCGGUUGGUCGGAAGUUCCCCUGUCUCUGGCUGUACUAGUACUCCCAUUUUCAACACUUGCAUGACUGAGCGCAUGGCUGAUCUCACCCCCUCCCCCACCUUCUCGAACCCUGACUCUGACAUCACUGAGCUCGCAGAUGAGCAGCAUGAUGGGAAGGAGGAGGAGGAGGAGGAUGAGGAGGAGCUGGACGAUGAAACCUUUCUGGAUGAUCCCUUUUCUGACCUGGGGGGAGACGAAGGGUACCAGUUCCACCAUGAUGGCCAGGACCCGUUUUACGACCGCUCACCCUGGUUCAGUUUAGUGGGAAGAGCAUUCGUUUAUCUCAGUAACCUGCUAUACCCAGUGCCACUAGUGCACCGUGUGGCAAUAGUCAGUGAAAAGGGAGAAGUCAAAGGAUUUCUACGUGUGGCUGUCCAGGCCAUUUCUGCUGAUGAGGAAGCCCCAGACUAUGGUUCUGGGGUUCGACAGUCAGGAACAGCUAAGAUUUCUUUUGAUGAUCAGCACUUUGAGAAGUUUCAAUCAGAUUGUUGCACAGCUGGAAUGUCUCGCUCAGGCACAUCGCAAGAGGAGCUACGUAUUGUUGAAGGGCAAGGUCAGUCGAGCGAUUCAGGCCCUUCAGCUGAUGAGGUUAACAACAACACCUGUACAGGAAAUAUACAGCACAGUGGUAAAAGAUCAGCCACCCAGGAGGAGCUGGAGAGUCCAGUGAAGUCACCGGUAGAUGCACAGGUAGAUGGGAUAGUAGAACAUCUCAGGAUUGGCAGCAACUUCACUUUCAGAGUGACUGUGUUACAGGCAUCGAGUAUCUCAGCUGAAUAUGCUGAUAUCUUCUGUCAGUUCAAUUUCAUCCAUCGCCAAGAAGAAGCCUUUUCUACAGAGCCAUUAAAAAACACAGGCCGAGGACCCCCACUUGGCUUUUACCAUGUGCAGAAUAUUGCAGUGGAGGUGACCAAAUCGUUCAUAGAGUAUAUCAAGACCCAACCCAUUGUCUUUGAGGUAUUUGGACACUACCAACAGCACCCGUUCUCACCACUCUGCAAGGACCUCAUCAGCCCCUUAAGACCAUCUCGCCGGCAGUUCCCUCGGGUGAUGCCCUUGUCUAAACCAGUGCCAGCAACUAAGUUAAGCACCAUGAGCCGACCCACAGCAGGGCAGUGUCAGGGCAAGUAUGACCUGCUGGUAUUCUUCGAGAUCUGUGAGUUGGAGGCCACUGGAGAGUAUAUUCCCGCUGUAGUUGACCAUAGAGGUGGAAUGCCCUGUCAUGGAACUUUCUUACUGCACCAGGGAAUCCAAAGGAGGAUAACAGUUACUAUCGUGCAUGAGACCGGAAAUGACAUACAUUGGAAGGAAGUGCGAGAGUUGGUUGUUGGUCGGAUCCGGAACACACCAGAGUCAGAUGAUUCUAUCAUCGAUCCCAACAUCCUGUCCUUGAAUAUUCUAACAGCAGGCUACACACAUCCAUCCCUGGAGGAUCGGCAAUUUCUUGAUUCGGAUAUGCCUAGCAUAACACACGGAAAUGACAAUAGAACCUUUUACCGAUUUGAAGCAGGCUGGGACAGCUCCAUGCACAACUCCCUGCUGCUCAACAGAGUGACCCCAUAUGGAGAGAAGAUCUACAUGACAUUGUCUGCAUAUUUGGAGAUGGAGAACUGCACACAGCCCGCUGUCAUCACCAAAGAUUUCUGCAUGGUUUUCUACACCCGCGAUGCCAGACUGCCAGCCUCCCGCUCUAUCCGCAAUCUCUUUGGCAGCGGAACCCUCAAACCUUCAGAAAGUAACCGAGUGACUGGUGUGUAUGAGCUGAGCCUGUGCCGGGUGGCAGAUGCUGUGAGCCCAGGCAUGCAGCGAAGACGCAGGCGGGUCCUGGACACCUCCGUCGCCUACGUCCGUGGGGAAGAGAAUUUGGCUGGCUGGCGGCCUCGCAGUGACAGCCUCAUCCUGGACCACCAAUGGGAACUGGAGAAACUCAGCCUAUUGCAGGAGGUGGAAAAGACCAGACACUACCUGCUGUUGCGUGAGAAGCUGGAGACCACAUUGAGGUCAGGCUGCGAGUCUGUGUCCUCGUACACCAGUGAAGACCUCAGUGAAUCCCAGAGCAUCUCCUCAUCAUACAGCUUGCACUCAGCAGGAAGCAAUGACAUGCCAACCCCCAGCUAUACCACCACCGAGCGCCAGAAAGAAUUAGCAGCUAAGUGCCUCCGACUCUUGUCCCACACAUUCAACAGGGAAUACAGCCACGUCUGUAUCAGCGCCAGUGAGAGCAAGUUAUCUGAGAUGUCCGUUACAUUGACGAGGGACACGUCAUUCUCUGCUCUGAGCAAUACCACGCUGCCUCCAUCUUCCACCUGUCCCUCUUUACUGGAAGGACAAUUCAUCUCCUCAGAGCUGAGGACCCCUGAGACCCAAUCCAGAGCGAUUAGUCCAGAUCCUGAUUCACUGCAAGAUGGAGUACCCAAGAAAUCUCCUGUGCAGGGCAAGGAUGAGAAAGGAGGCCCUCGCAUGUUUGUGGCUGAUAUCCAGGAGAUUCGAGUGAGUCCUAUUGUAUCGAAGAAGGGGACCCUGCAUUUCCUGGAGCCCCAGACCAAUGGUUGGGUGAAGCGCUUUGUGGUUGUGAGACGGCCGUAUGUUUACAUUUACAACACCGACAAGGACACAGUGGAGAGGGCCAUCCUGAACCUGUCCGCUGCACAGGUGGAGUACAGUGAGGAUCAGCAAGCCAUGCUGAAGACUCCAAACACCUUUGCUGUGUGCACUGAACAUCGUGGGAUAUUACUACAAGCAUGCAAUGAUAAAGAAAUGCAAGAUUGGCUUUACGCCUUCAACCCCCUCCUUGCUGGUUCAAUCAGGUCAAAGCUGUCCAGAAGGAGGAGCAGUCAGAUGAGGAUCUGACAAGAAUCAAGAACCAGCUUGAAUUCCACUCCAGAUAUCAAAUUGGACUCUUAUGUACAUAGUCAACUUAGCCUUUCCAGCAUUGAUGUGAAUGCCCAUCUAAAAUGCCUGCUCUACGUGUAGUAAUUUAUUGAGGAUUAAAAAUUAAUAGUUGUGUGAAAGCAAAAACCGUGUCGCUGGCGCCGGGGAGCGCCAUGUUCCGUGUGCGUGUGAUGCUCUGUGUGUCUUCAGCAAGCGGUUAGACAUCAGUGACGAACGAGCUCCUUACCAUGGGCACUAGAUGCUGUUGUGCUCCUUAUGUUUUUGUUUUGAGGAAAGGGUGAGGGGGAGGGGGGAAGAAGACAGUGAAGGCAGUUUGUGGUAUCCAAACUAUUCCCAACAGAGAAGAAGAGGCUGAUUGGAAUGUGCUGCCCCCUCAGGCACAGAGCUCUUUAUGGGUCCACAAGACCUCUGGGAAUAAACAGAGGAGCUGAUGGGCAAACUGAAGGAGAGCCUUAAAUGAUCCGUAAAGCUCCUUAUUGGUUGGUUCGUCCUCGCCAAAGCCCCAUGUUGAUUUGUAUCUGCUUAAAGGUGAAUCUUGUCUCACAGAAGGCUCCAUGAACAGUGUGAGAUUUGUGGCCAAGAAGAAUUGACAGGUUAGUUGCUGCAGGGAGGGGAAGAAUUAUCUAUUUGGACAAAUGAAUGCUAAAGGAGAUUUACAAAACUGGAAUCAUGGAGUAGUAAAAGGGUGAAUAUUGUAUAUAUUUCACGUUUAGCUCUAUACUGAUAAUGUAUUCUUAAUCUUUAAUAAGAAUUGUUACUGUUGAAGUUGAAUAGUAUUGUCUGCCCCUCCUCCCCAGCUGCAAAUAUUUGGAUAGCUGUUUGUCGUGUUGGAAUUUUCAUGACCUAGUCAGCACCCACACCAUUGCUGGGUCUGAAGGACUCAAGCGGAGAAAUCUGACUUUGGUCGCCAGUACUAAGUACAAGCAGGAACACCAGCUGCCAGUUAUACUCCGCACCAUUUGGUACUGAAUAUGGUGGUGUGUACAGCUGGCAGUGACACACACACACACACACACACACACACACACAUCAGUGCCACUGUCCUUAAACAGAUCUUUUCCUCUCAGUGUUUUGUUAAUUAGUGGCUGUAGAAACAAACUGUGCUGAUUUGUUGUCCCCUUGUCUGUGGAGGAGAUGCUGACAGCCUAAUGCCUGUACCAGUAUGACCCUCAAUUGUUGACCCUUGAUGGACGAGAUAUAAUGGACCAGAUUGGGGAUGGGGGGCAGGAAUACGAUGACUCAGAUUGGGUUUUCUUUUAUGGUUUACAUCAGCUGCUUCUAACUACCAAUGUUACUACCUCUCUGACCCCACAGGAGUAUGUCCUUCUUGUUUGGGUGGUGUAGGGGCCAGAGAACCUGAAGCCAUCUUGAGCAGUUUGCUCUAAUUGUCUCAGAUCUAUCAGUAGCAGUGGGCAGCCCAAGAUGCGUCUGCUUUAGAGCUUACAAGCUGUGAUGCAGAUUGCCACACAUUUAGUCACUCCUGUGCAUCGCAAUUUUAUUUACAAAUGGCAUUAAUCACCAGUUGGCAACUACAUCCCAGUGUUAUAAGUCAAGUAUUCAUGCCAAGUGGGGCAUCGGGCUCUUGCUCAGGACGGAACAACUCCAACAUGCUGCAGGUACUGGAGCUUGCAGGGUUGGGAGAAAUGGAAGUGUUGCUUUGGAUGUUGGUCAAUGGAGCCCCAACAAGCACAGCCCUCUGUGAGCUGUCAGGGCAUGGUGACAAACACCUCCACAAGUUCCUCAUGGUGCUUUAUUUAAACCAAAAAGACGAUCACCAACUCCCCCAUCCUCAACAGGUGGAAAAAGAUACACCAUCUGCUUCUCGGGUCACUGCAAUACCUUAAAGUCCAGCAUUAAGUAAAAGUCGUGUAUUAAGGUUGCUGUUUAAUUAAAAGAAGCUUUCUGCUAUGCAUAUAUUGAACCCUCUAUUGUUACGUUCUACAGAUUGUUGUAAACAGUUAGUCAAAACAAGAUGAAUGCAGGCAUAAUCAAUUGCUGCUAAAUAAAACACCUCAAAGUAGUUCACACUGAAGUAUGAACUAACUUUGUGGCUGCAGAUUACAUACUGGACUUUAUGGUGGCUCUUUGGUUGAACCAAAGCUCUUGAGAGUUGGAAGCAUCUGAGUCCUGGUCAGUAUCCUUUCAACAUUUUAGAUACUGUGCCUCAGUGGAAGCUUGUCAAACCAAGGAAGCAAUUUACCAUUCGCAACAGAAUUUUCAAUUGCACAUUGGUGUGUGUGCGUGUGUGUCCUGCACUUGUGGUGGACUGCUGCAUUGUCCGUGCUGUUUGUCAUUUACCACAUGUCAGUUGGGUGAUAUGCUCUUUCUCACGUUCAAUGCACAUGAAGACCGUCCUGUUGCAAUGUAUGUUCACGUAGCCCCUUCACCCUCUCCCUCCCCAAACUACCCCUUCCCUACAGCAGAAGGAAUCACUUUCCUCUCCAUUUAUUUACACUUGAAGUGUGUUUUCCAUGAUGAGUGUAUGCUCAGUCACUUUAACUGCAGAGUCUCAUUUGGAGAAGUCUGAUGUCUGGCUCACAUGUCACUGGUGGUGGUAAUGCCUUCCCAUUGGUAUGAAGUUCUGUGCAAAUGCACAGCAUCAUCUGAUUUUCAUUUGCAUUCAAACUUUCACCUCUGGCUAUGCAUCACACCAGCAAAGAGAGAGUGAUCUGAAAGAGAGAGUGAUCUGGCCUUAUGGAAUCACAGAUAGUGGAGCUGAUUUUCCAAUAUGAAGCAUGGACCAGGAAUGUGCACUCUGAUUUUCCAGUAGUGCAGCCAAUGGAUGAGGCAGUGAUCAUCUUACUGUUGGUAUGUUGGGAGAUACACACCAGACUGGAAAUCUAGCUCUCUUUCUCUCUCUCUCUCUCUCUCUCUCUCUCUCUCUCUCUCUCUCUCUCUCUCUCUCGCUCCCCCCUCCCUCUCUCUUACCCAAAAAUUUCUGUGGCUAGAUAACGUGAAACUUUCUCAACUGGGGCAGAUUUUUGUAAACAUGGGAAUUAAGAGUCAUGAAAGCAAGGCAGGUGUAUGGAGCUGAUAUACAGAUCAGCCAAAGUCUAAUUGAGUGGUGUAGCAUGAACCAGGAGUAUGCUGCCUAUUCCUAUGCCUGUUCUUAUGUUUCUAUAUUCGAAGAGCUGACAUCAACAUUUGGAAUUUUAGAUAUUAGUCUAGAAUGGUUACAGAAUUCUUCAGCUCUUGUUUUCUGUCUUCUAUUGCCUCUGGAAAGUGUGUGUCAAUGUAAGAAUCUGAAUAGACUUGGUCACAAUGGCAAGUGUACUGCUAACAAUCUUGUGUGAGACACCUGAAGGUUGACGAUGCUCCCAACACCUUUUCAAAGUGAGAUUCAGUACAUGAAGGUGAUGGGAAAGGAAGUUAGGAGUCUGUAUGAAUGCUGAGAGAAAAUAUUUGAAGCAUAAGUAAGAGCUUUGCAGUAUCUUGGCAUGGCAGUUUGAAUGUGUUAAUCAUCCCUCUAUUCUAUAGAGCCUCAGUUUGAGAACAGGUAGUAAGUGUGCUCCAGUGCAAGUGGAAUUUGGGCACUUGGCAACAAUUUUUCCACCAGAGCAAUGUUCCUCUCCCAACUCAACCUAGAC